This is a messenger RNA of Rhododendron vialii, 4123 nucleotides long. RefSeq names its product U4/U6 small nuclear ribonucleoprotein Prp31 homolog. Gene Ontology annotation, biological process: mRNA splicing, via spliceosome; spliceosomal tri-snRNP complex assembly. The record is from RefSeq and is a predicted model, not a curated record. Gene Ontology annotation, cellular component: U4/U6 x U5 tri-snRNP complex; U4 snRNP; precatalytic spliceosome. Lineage: Eukaryota; Viridiplantae; Streptophyta; Magnoliopsida; Ericales; Ericaceae. The transcript has 10 exons. Bases 226 to 1683 code for a protein of 485 amino acids.
ACAGAAAAACAAAAAAUCCUUUGUAUUAAAGUGUGUAAUAAUACUACCAUCUUGAACUCUGCUUCUUCACAGACUAGGGUUUCUUCUCAGUCGGUUUCUCUCUCGUCCCUCGGCUCCCGAUCACGAGUGAAGCUCCGAUCCCUAUCGAUCGCCGGCUGGGCUUGCUACGAUCAGUCCAGGAAGAACCUUUGGAGGCACAAUCCACCAUUGCUGGGAGUUUAAAAAAUGGCAACUCUUGCUGAUUCUUUCCUUGCUGACCUCGAUGAAUUAUCUGACAAUGAAGCUAAUCUUCCUUGUGAAGACAAUGUCGAUACGGAAAACAUGGAAGAAGACGUAGAUGGGGACAUGGUAGAUAUUGAAAAUCUUAAUUACGACGAUCUAGACAGUGUCUCUAAAUUACAGAAAACACAGCGGUACAUUGAUAUCAUGAAGAAAGUUGAAGAUGCUCUUGAAAAGGGAUCGGAUAUGUCAGAUAAUGGCAUAGUUCUAGAAGACGAUCCCGAGUACCAGCUAAUAGUGGACUGCAAUGCAUUGUCAGUUGACAUUGAGAAUGAGAUUGUUAUCAUCCAUAAUUUUAUCCGAGAUAAGUAUCGGCUGAAAUUUCCUGAGCUUGAAUCACUUGUUCAUCACCCUAUUGAUUAUGCUCGAGUUGUUAAAAAGAUUGGCAAUGAGAUGGACUUGACCCUCGUUGAUCUCGAAGGACUUCUACCCUCGGCAAUUAUCAUGGUGGUUUCGGUUACAGCGUCAACCACUAGUGGUAAACCACUUCCGGAGGAAGUCCUUCAAAAGACAAUUGAUGCAUGUGAUCGUGCUCUUGUUCUUGAUUCAUCAAAGAAAAAGGUCCUUGAUUUCGUGGAGAGCAGAAUGGGAUAUAUUGCGCCAAAUCUUUCUGCUAUUGUUGGGAGUGCAGUUGCGGCAAAACUUAUGGGGACUGCUGGUGGUCUAUCAGCAUUAGCUAAGAUGCCUGCUUGCAAUGUUCAGCUCCUCGGUGCUAAGAAAAAGAACUUAGCAGGUUUUUCUACUGCAACAUCCCAGUUUCGCGUGGGUUAUAUUGAACAGGCAGAGAUACUUCAAAGUACACCCCCUUCUCUAAGGAUGCGUGCCUGCCGGCUACUGGCUUCAAAAUCGACUCUUGCGGCACGUGUUGAUUCUAUUAGAGGAGAUCCAACUGGGAAGACAGGGAGAGCCUUCCGCGAUGAGAUUCAUAAGAAAAUUGAAAAGUGGCAAGAGCCACCUCCAGCAAAGCAACCUAAACCUCUUCCAGUUCCUGAUUCUGAGCCCAAGAAAAAGAGAGGUGGCCGUCGGUUGAGGAAGAUGAAGGAAAGAUAUGCUAUAACGGACAUGAGGAAGAUGGCUAAUAGGAUGCAGUUUGGUGUCCCUGAAGAGAGUUCCUUGGGUGAUGGACUUGGAGAAGGAUAUGGUAUGCUUGGUCAGGCUGGGAAUGGAAGGUUGCGUGUAUCAGUGGGUCAAAGCAAACUCGCUGCAAAAGUAGCUAAAAAGUUCAAGGAAAAGAACUAUGGAAGCAGUGGUGCUACCUCAGGACUUACUUCAAGUUUGGCCUUUACACCUGUGCAGGGGAUUGAGCUGUCAAAUCCACAGGCACAUGCAAAUCAGCUUGGCAGUGGAACUCAAAGCACCUACUUUUCAGAAAUAGGCACAUUUUCAAAGAUCAAGAGGACCUGAGCUAUUCCAAUUAUGAUGGAAUAACAUCAUCAUUAUAUUAUCUUUGAGGGAGAAGUUGAUAUGGAUUGAAACCCCCCUAUGGUUCAACACAUGACGGUUCAGGGUCCCACAUGUGAUUUGUAAGUAAUAGCUGAAUCUAUAUCAUUUGUUGUCCCAUUUGGUGCAUCUGCUUUUGGCGUCAUUUCUUUGUUUUGAGAGUUUGUGCUUGUGUUUAUGUAGUUCACUGUGUGCAGUUUGUGUGUGAAAAUAGCUUACAUAAGAUAAGAAAUAUAAAUGUCGAAAGUUGAAUAUGUAGCUUGAGUUUUGUUCAUACUUGUUCAGCUCUUCUGACUCUUCUCUAACUGGCUAGUGGCUUAUUUAUACAGGAAAAUUAGCCAGAAGUAUGGUAAAUAAUUUCCAUUUAGGGGAAGGACGCUAGCAAAAUAGUUUUCAGCGGAGGUCCUUCAACUUUUUGAAUUGUUGAGCCACAAGGCCAAAACAUGUUUUCACGAACAAAACUACCCUAGGAUAGGGUACCCUAUGGUUGUAGGUUACCUUAAUAUAGGGAAGGGUAUCUUAGGGUUUAGGCACUUUCAUAGGGUUUUAGGAUGCACUUUCCUGUUAUAGGGUUUUAGUGUCUUAGACACUUUCAUAGGGUACCCUAGGGUUUAGGAUUUUAGGUACUUUCAAUCUUUCAUAAGGUACCUAGGGUUUUAGACACUUUCACUAACUUUCAGUUAUUAGUGAACUUUCACUAGUUUUGCGAAAGGUGCAUGUCCUUAUGUUUGAUUGCAAAAGGUGCUUGUCCAAGGUGCAUGUCCUUGAGCUGAAAAAAUGUUAAUAUGAGGGAUUUUUGGCUAAGACUCCCUAUUUAUACCAAGUUAGGCAAUGGAAUUCUCUUCUUUUUAGAAUAGAAAUUUUUUUAUUAAUGAAUCCCUCAUUUGUUUGCUUUUUCCUGACUUUUGCUCUUUUUAAGGAAUCUCUCAUUUACCCAAAAAAGAAGCAUAUAGUUUUUUGAGAAGUUUCAUGCUCUCAUUUUUUGGACCAUGAAAAAAGAUUGGGAAAACUUGCAUUAUUUGCUUACAAACUCUUCCUUACUUUUUUUUCUUAUUUCUUUUCUCAACAAAUCCAAAAUCCAAAAUCAGCAUUGAAGUAAGAGGAUUGUGGAUGCUAAGUUAUAACACAGGUUGUCUGCGUAGAACAUUGGAAUCUUUGACACUUUUAUCAUUACAUGAUAGGUGACAUAAAAGAACCUCUGCUUUACAAUAUGGUCUUAAUAAAUCCUUUAUUUCAAGUAUUCAUGUCUGCCUUUUAGGUUAAAGAAAUAAUGAAUUUAAUUUUUUGUUUUUGAACAAGGCAAAUCCUAUUCUACUACUAAGAAAAGGGGGGAUGGGGCUGGUUGGGUUUGAACCCUCACCUCAUGCAAUGAGAAUAGGGCAACCCUACCACUUGGCUGCCACUCCAUUUGCUAAUGGAAUUCCAUACAGGGGUUAAUUAGGCUUGCAUUCUGGUGGUAGAACUUUGUAUCUGGUUGUAUCUUUACAGUAAGAAUAAAACAGGAGCUUCCUCCUUGCCCAUUCCAAUCCAUUGAUCUGCUCCUGUGAUAGCUUCACAAACUCCUGCCCCUCAACUGGGUCCAAACUAGAAAGCCCACUACUCCUAGGGCAAGACGCAGCUGAGACUUUUGGGUUCCAAACACAGCCUUCCAUUUCCAUCUCCCCAAAUGAAGCAACAAAUGGUGCAUACUGGUAAUUAACUGGGUAUUUUCCCCCAUGAGUUGCCCACUCUGAUGCAUCCCAAAUUGUUGCGUAAACCGACAUGGGUUUUGAUGGGUAAACAGAGGAACUGGCAGAAUUGUGAACAAAUUCUCUAACUGGUACAUUGUCCACUAGAAACCUGCAUUGUUGGUUUAAUGGUAAGUGUCAUUUGUAGUUGUACUAUUUUGACGGAGAACAAAAAACAACACAUUCAAACAAGAAUGCAAAUGAUUAAUGAGGUUAGCUUAAACUUACAUUCCUGGGAGAACUAAAGAAGAGGAGAAAAUAAUGAGCCAAGAAUGUGUUACUCUCCCACAGAAACAGUAGUGCAUUGAAAACCCGGACGUAUAUAGGGAGAUGUUCUUUUUAUAGGCAAUAUAUAGGGAAAUGUUUUGUGACCGUUUGGAGUGCAAGUCGCGAACGGGAUAAUAUGAAUACGAGACAAUACACAUCAUAACCGAAGAGAGCAGUAAACUGUGUAGUUUGUUUUCUUACACUAUAUGGUGACUGUUCCAGAGGAUGCUGUAUUGGUGGAACUGCUGUGUCGAGUCAAACCAGAGGUAAAUCUUCUCUUCUCUCCCUGUGUGGACACUUCCAUUGCCAUAGAUAUUUGUUUGCAUUACCCAGUCUCUUCUCUUCUCAUGACCAAGCAAUUCAAUGUCAAUCUCAUCAUGGUUGUGAGGGUAAAGGUCUGCAUUAGACAA